This is a messenger RNA of Myxocyprinus asiaticus (Chinese sucker), 1271 nucleotides long. Its product is annotated as melanocortin receptor 4-like. The record is from RefSeq and is a predicted model, not a curated record. Gene Ontology annotation, cellular component: membrane. The transcript has a single exon. Lineage: Eukaryota; Metazoa; Chordata; Actinopteri; Cypriniformes; Catostomidae. The coding region runs from base 291 to 1271 and encodes 326 amino acids. Gene Ontology annotation, molecular function: melanocyte-stimulating hormone receptor activity. Gene Ontology annotation, biological process: G protein-coupled receptor signaling pathway.
CAUUCAGUCCAUUCUCGCUCUCUCCUAUGCUCUCUUUUUCUCUGUCUGCAUUUAAUUUUCUUACAUUUUUGUGCAAAGAGGGCUCUUUUAGCCAGCCCAUUGUUUGACUUCUGCUGCUUUAGAGAAAGAGUUAUUGAGGUGAGGGAUGAAUGGAUGCUUGUACCUGCAAAUACACUUUGAUCAUCAUGCUGAAUGAUGUGUAAUGUGACACUGCCUGAUUGAUGAAUUCAGCAGGAUAUGCGGGACUGAGUUAGAUAGAGAUAAAACAUCGGCUACGGAUAUUUUCGGAAAUGAACACCUCACAACAUCAUGGACUGCAUUAUUCUUAUCGGAAUCACAGUCAAGGAGCUUUGCCAGUGGGUAAGCCUGUUCAGGGUGAGAGGGGAUCAACUUCUGGAUGUUAUGAGCAGCUUCUCAUCUCCACAGAGGUGUUCCUUACACUUGGGCUUGUCAGUCUCCUGGAGAACAUUCUGGUGAUUGCUGCAAUCAUCAAGAACAAGAACCUUCAUUCUCCCAUGUACUUCUUCAUCUGCAGCCUGGCUGUAGCAGACUUGCUGGUCAGUGUCUCUAAUGCUUCUGAAACAGUAGUCAUGGCACUCAUUACAGGGGGUAAUCUGACCAAUCGUGAGAGCAUUAUCAAGAACAUGGACAACAUUUUCGACUCAAUGAUUUGCAGCUCAUUGUUAGCCUCCAUUUGGAGUUUGUUAGCAAUCGCGGUGGACCGGUACAUCACAAUCUUCUACGCUUUGAGGUACCACAACAUCAUGACCCAGCGGCGGGCAGGUAUCAUCAUCACCUGCAUCUGGACCUUCUGCACGGUCUCUGGUGUGCUCUUUAUUGUGUACUCAGAGAGUGCAACUGUUCUUAUCUGCCUUAUUAGCAUGUUCUUUACCAUGCUUGCUCUCAUGGCUUCACUCUACGUCCACAUGUUUCUCCUUGCCCGGCUGCAUAUGAAGCGCAUUGCCGCCCUGACUGGUAAUGGCCCAAUCUGGCAGGCAGCGAAUAUGAAGGGGGCCAUCACCAUUACCAUCCUGCUGGGGGUGUUUGUGGUUUGCUGGGCUCCGUUCUUCUUGCACCUCAUCCUCAUGAUCUCCUGCCCACGGAACCCCUACUGUGUCUGCUUCAUGUCACACUUCAACAUGUAUCUAAUUCUCAUUAUGUGCAACUCGGUCAUUGACCCUCUCAUCUAUGCCUUCAGGAGCCAAGAAAUGAGGAAGACCUUCAAGGAGAUCUGCUGCUGCUGGUAUGGAUUGACCUCUCUCUGUGUGUAA